Phlebotomus papatasi is the source of this 3617-nucleotide messenger RNA. RefSeq names its product trehalase. Gene Ontology annotation, molecular function: alpha,alpha-trehalase activity. The record is from RefSeq and is a predicted model, not a curated record. Gene Ontology annotation, biological process: trehalose catabolic process. The coding region runs from base 1063 to 2862 and encodes 599 amino acids. The transcript has 8 exons. NCBI's taxonomy places the organism in Eukaryota, Metazoa, Arthropoda, Insecta, Diptera, Psychodidae.
GAGCUCAGCAGUUGGCUGGCGAAGCUCGUCGAUGCUAUAUAUUGCUGUGUGCCGGCUGAUUAAAUUAACUUUAAGCCCGUGCUAAUCCCUCUCUCAGUGUCCAGACAAUUCAGUCACUCACCAGCAAUUCACUGAACUGGUUCGAAUGUCUAUUAUAAAAGUAAAUGUGUAACGGAAAAAAGGGGUGGAUAUUCCUCUUGACCAGACAUUGAAUUCUUUUGGAACUUUCUUAUUGUGUCUACACUCAGAGGAAAAAAAACUGUUUUCCGCUAUUAAGUAUGAAAUGGAAAAAGAAAACUUUUGUGAGGAAAUAGUGAAAAAGUAGUGCUAAAAAAGAGUUAUAUUUUCUAUGACGUAGUUUAGAGAAAAUUCCCGCCAAUUUUUUUUUUUGUAUCUUAAAUCUUCUGUGUUAAGAGAACCAUCAAUAAGAGAAAUCGAACAGAAAAGUUCCCCGAAGGAACAAAAAAAUGUGCAAAAACUACAAUGUGUUGUUAAAUUGCGCCAGAAGUGAAAAUGGGUGUAAAAUUUCGAUAAAAACGACACUGUACAACAAAUUAAUUUGAUAAAAAUUUGUGAUGGUAAAAAAUUGUUGACAAAAAAAAUCAGUGAAAUAGACAACUUUAUUAUCACGAUCAUUUCAAUCAUCUCUCUCAUAUAAAUAAACCGUGUGAUUGCGAAAAGUUUUCAUUUUGGAGUUUUCAGAUGAGACAUACUCAUCUAGACGAAAUCAAUUGUGCAAAUAUUUUUUUUUACCUCAUCUUAAGAGCAAUUUAUUGGAAAGCAACAUUUGAUAGAAAAGUUGCUACAAGUGAUAAGAAUUCAACAUAACAACUUUAACUUUGAGACAGAGUGAUAAAUUCUCGUGAGUGUGCAAAGAGGCUCUUAAGGCAAAAUUGAAAUAGAGAAAAAAGGAGAAAAUAGGAACGGAGCCUUGAAAAUUAAUUAUAGAAAACAAUUAACAAGCCAUUGAAAAGUGCAAUUGAUAUAAAUAUAGUGAGUUUGUCUGUGUGUCUGGUUUCUUUAAGGAGAAAACUAUAAAUAAGAACAAACUUUAAUUGUGAAAUGAAUCGCUUCGUUGGGAGUCUCCUGAUAUGGGGAGCAGCAACAUUUGUGAUAAAUAGUCAUGUAGAAGGAUUUCUAGUCACUAGACAAGUGGAAGAUUGGGAUGAAUCCUGUGAUAGUCAAAUUUACUGCUAUGGCCCUCUCCUGGACACAGUUCAGAUGGCCCAUCUCUUCAAUGACUCAAAGACUUUUGUUGAUAUGAAACUGAAACAGACACCAGAAGUCACAAUGCAGCUCUUUGAGGAAUUUAUGGCACUGUAUGAUCAGAAACCAAGCCGUGGACAAAUUCUUGGCUUUGUUGUGGACAACUUCGAAAAGGAAGGAUCGGAAUUUGAGCCAUGGACACCCACCGAUUGGCACCAGAAUCCCAAAUUUCUCGAUAAUGUACAAGAUCCCAAGUUGAGAGAAUUUGGCCGAGAACUCCAUGGGCUGUGGCUGAAAUUGGGCAGGAAGAUGAAGAAGGAAGUUGAGGAACAGCCUGAAUUGUAUUCUAUUAUCCAUGUACCUAAUCCAGUGAUAGUACCAGGAGGACGAUUCAGAGAAUUCUACUACUGGGAUUCAUACUGGAUCAUCAAAGGGCUUCUCUAUUCGGAAAUGUACUCUACUGCAAAGGGAAUGCUGCAGAAUUUCCUUCACAUUAUCUCUAGAUUUGGCUUUAUUCCCAAUGGUGGUAGAGUUUACUAUUCCAAGAGAUCACAACCACCACUUCUAGCUGCCAUGAUCAAAGCCUAUGUAGAAGUGACUGGAGAUGAAGACUUUGCAGUUCAGGCGGUGCCAUUGUUGGAGCAUGAAUUCAACUUUUGGUUCAAUAAUCACACAGUUCAGUGCAACGGUCAUACAUUAUGCAUCUAUGGUGAUAAAUCUAAAGGACCACGACCUGAAUCCUACCGUGAAGAUGUGGAAACAUCUCAGGAUUUCCCCACAGAAGCCGCUAAGCAGGAGCACUACUCUGAACUGAAAGCAGGCGCUGAGAGCGGAAUGGAUUUCUCAAGUCGUUGGUUCAUCAAUGAUGAUGGAACAAAUACCGGUGAUCUUCGGAAUCUCAAGACACGCUCAAUUAUCCCAGUGGAACUAAAUGCUAUUCUGUUCUGGAAUGCCAAAAUCAUUGCGGAAUUCUAUGUGAUGGCCAAGAAUCUCACCAAAGCUAUGGUAUUUGAACAACGUGCCCAGCAGAUUGCCGAAGGAAUUCAUGCAUGCCUAUGGCAUGAAGAUGUAGGUGCAUGGUUGGACUAUGAUAUGAUCAAUGCCCGCCGUCGGAACUACUUUGUGCCCACAAAUCUUGCACCACUGUGGAUGAAGUGCUACAAUGAGGCUCUCGAGGCCAACAUCACGGAAAAGGUGCUGAAGUACAUCGAUGCCAUGGAGAUUGAUUCGUUCCCUGGCGGGGUGCCGAAUACCCUCCAGCGUACCGGUGAACAGUGGGACUAUCCCAAUGUUUGGGCCCCCAUGCAGUACAUGUUGAUUGCUGGCCUGGACAAUCUCAAUGAUCAGAGGGCGAAGGAUUUGGCACGCAGUUGGGCCACAAGGUGGGUUCACUCCAACUUCAUCGCCUUCAACGAAACACACUCCAUGUUUGAAAAGUAUGAUGCUGAAGAAUUGGGUGGUCAUGGCAGUGGUGGUGAAUAUGAAGUACAAUUAGGCUUUGGCUGGUCCAAUGGAGUUAUCGUAGAACUCCUCGACAAAUACGGAAAUAUUCUCUCAGCGCCAGGUUCUUCAUCUGAUGGAUUGAAGCCAUUUAGUGCCUUUGUUAUUGCCGCUGUAGCAGUCUUUGGCACGAUGUUAUCGAGAAUUUUUGGGUGAGGUGAAAUUUCACCAUAAUUUAACAUGACUGAGUGUUUGGUGCAUAAAUGCAUGCAUUUAUGUUGGAGCUUUCCUCGACGGAUACACUAAAAACAAAAUCCUCAAAUGUUCUUAUCCUGCAAAAAAUAUUUAGAGAAGAAAUUUGGGGAUAAACAGGGAAUAUUUUAGAAACAAUCACUCAACUUUAGACACAACAAAAAAGGGGAAUAACUGUUAAUAAUCAUAUCAGAAUGUAGAAAGAAUUUAACAAUAAGCAUUUUUAUUUGUUGUUUUAUCCAUUUUCAAAAUUGAGCCAAACAUAUCUUCCAAACUUUAUGUGUUUUAGCAUUAUUCCUACCCAGAAUGUUUGUGUAAAAAAGUAUAAUGUAAUUUUUUUUUUGUUAACAUAAGUCUCUCCCCUUUGUUUCUCUAUUCGUCAGCUUUAAUACAAAUUUAACUUGUUGAUUAUAAAUAUAUAUUUUUCGCUAUAUAAAUUGAUAAUAAUUUAAGGCAGAAUAGUAAAAUAUCUAAUAACAAUUUAUUUCUUUAUAAAUUUGAGAAAGAGGACGAUAGAAAAAACCCACAUUUUCAAUGACAAUCAAAAAAAAAAGAUAAUGAGAGUUUAGGAAAUUUAUUUUGUUAGUUAAUAAAUAAAUAGAAUAGGUUGAAUUAAAUGAAUUUUUAUCCCUCCCAGUAUUAGUUGUUAAAGGAGAAAAAUUGUAUAUAAUAAACAAGAUUGUGUACAUAGACAAUAAAAUAAAAUUACAUAUAGCAAA